AUGGCUCAUAUUGAGAAAGAUGGAAAGCACGAGGUGGAAAUGCACGAAAUCAUGCCCGAGAAAGGCAUAGAUGGAGUCGCCGUGGAGAAAGACGCGUUCGGUGCGCGCAAGAAGAUCGAUCCCAAAGAGAUCAAGCUCGUGAGAAAGCUCGACACAUACAUCAUGCCUACCCUCUGGAUCAUGUACUUCUUCAAUUUCUUGGACCGCAAUGCCAUGAUCAACGGCAAGCUAAACGGUUUGGACAAGGACCUUGGCCUCACUGGAACGCAAUACAACACAUGUGUUUCGAUCCUCUUUGUCGGCAACAUGCUUCUGAACAGAGUCCGGCCAUCUAUAUUCAUGUCCGGCUUCAUGAUGGCGUGGUCAAUCGUCAGUCUCUUGACCUACCUAUGCCACGACUUCGGCACGAUGCUGGCCUGUCGAUUCUUGCUCGGAAUUACAGAGGCUCCGUUCUAUCCUGGAGCAUUGUAUAUGAUCAGCAUGUUCUACACUAAGAAAGAGUUGGCAACCAGAAUGUCCAUCAUGUACACUGGCAACAUGCUUGCAAGCUCCUUCUCUGGACUCAUCGCAGCACCAAUCUUCUCUGAACUGGAUGGCGUCAACAGCCUUUCUGGAUGGCAGUGGCUAUUCAUUAUCCAAGGAGCAUUUUCCAUCGCCGUCGCUAUAGUUGCGAUAUUCGUGCUGCCAGACAGCCCGCUCAAAACUCGUUGGUUGACUCACGAAGAGAGACAGCUCGCUCAUCAUCGCAUUUUCGAUGACACCACUGGCCGAAGAUCGGAAGACUCCAGCGUGUGGAAAGGCCUGCGUGAAGCAGUCAUGGAUCCCAAGACAUGGCUGUUCUGCCUCAUGGACAAUCUCCACCUCUCUGCGAACGGUUUCAAGAACUUUCUUCCAUCUGUGGUCAAGACAUUGGGCUUCAACACGACUAUCAGCCUUGCUUUGACCUGCCCGCCAUAUCUUGUUUCCGGCUUCAUCAGUAUUUGGGUGUCCUGGAGCUCGGGCCGCUACAACGAGAGGACCUGGCAUACCACCAUCUCGAAGCUUGUCGCCUGUGUCGGGUUCGCCGUUGCCGCUGGAACAACUAGCGUCGCAGGCCGUUACGUUGGCAUCAUGUUGUUCGUAGGAGCGACAUACGGCGUCAACAAUAUCGUGCUAUCCUGGGCCGCAUCAACACUCGGGGAGACUGAUGAGAAGAAAGCUGUCGCCAUCGCCAUGACCAACACUUUUGGCAAUCUGGCAUCUGUCUACACACCCUACCUCUGGCCGGAUUCCGACUCCCCUCGCUUUAUCAAGGCUUUCUCGGCCAGCAUUGCUUUCUCGCUCGGCGUUUGUAUCUGCGCGUGGGCCAUGCGGAUUAUUCUGAUGCGGAAGAACAAGAAGCUGCUGAGAGAGAACCCAGGGGCUGUCAAGUUGUGGGUGUACUAA
Messenger RNA from Cercospora beticola, 1425 nucleotides. RefSeq lists its product as uncharacterized. Gene Ontology annotation, biological process: transmembrane transport. Gene Ontology annotation, molecular function: transmembrane transporter activity. NCBI's taxonomy places the organism in Eukaryota, Fungi, Ascomycota, Dothideomycetes, Mycosphaerellales, Mycosphaerellaceae. The record is from RefSeq and is a predicted model, not a curated record. Gene Ontology annotation, cellular component: membrane.